Messenger RNA from Anisakis simplex (herring worm), 1755 nucleotides. The record is from the annotation of a GenBank genome assembly. Lineage: Eukaryota; Metazoa; Nematoda; Chromadorea; Rhabditida; Anisakidae.
UUAGUAACAACGGGUCGUUCGUUCAAUCGUUAUGAUGUGGUGACAAUCUCGAAUGCGUCCGGCAAUAAACAGCGAUGUUUGUUCUUAAUGUCUGAUCAGGUGAUCGUCACAAGUGUCCGACGGAAAUCACCCGCUACGAGAAGUGGACGGAGUUCCGCACCGCUGUUCCAGUCAACAGAUUUCUUGGAUAAUAAUCGUUUCAAAUUACUCUUCAAAAUCUCACUUGAUGAUAUCGAAAUAAGUAAAGAUUCACUUUCACUUCUACAGACCACUGAAUUGAAACUUCAAAUAGCACAAGAAGACGUGAAUAUUCUCAACAAAAUGAUCGAACUCUCAAAAUUGCUCAAAAAUGAGCAUAAUUCAUUAAUAACAAUGUUAGACAAUAUGCGUACAGAACGAAUGCAAGAGCUACGCAAAUUCCAAGAGCAGUUGACAUCAGAUCCUGAACUGACCACUGUUUACCUUCAAGUUACAACGAUCAACGGUAUCGAGUCAGUAACAAUUCAUUUCUCGAACGCAGACAAACGUGCGUUAUGGGAAAAUGCUCUGAUGGAGGCAAAGAAUGCUUUGAUGAAUUCAUUACAAAAUGAUCAAGCACCGAGCCAUCUAAGAUCAAUUGUCACGCAUCGAACAAGACCUGGUCUAACAUUUUCGGUAGCGACUGCAACACUUGGUAAGAGUAUUGAAGGUGGUGCGCCGAAUGUGUGGGUUUGUACGGCCGAUAAGUUCUCAGGGCAAAUCGCCGUCGUGAAUGUGAACGGUGAACCAACAAUCGAGAGCAGCACCGGCAUCGGGAAUGCUUCAAUUGUUGCCAUUUGUGCCGUGCCUUCGCCCAGGAAGAAGAGGAAAAUUUCCACAAAGCAAACGUCAGUCGAUGGCCCAAGUAGCGAGGUACCUGGGUUAGAAUUGGACAGCAGUUCAUCAGAUUCCGAUGACUCGGAUUCAGACUCCUCUCGACGUAAUGUACAAUCGACCAUAUGGAUCGGUAAUGACGAUGGCGAGAUAUUUGUAUUCAAUUAUUUGGAUAAUGUACGAUUGAAGUCACGUGAAAAGAUGACGCGAUUACCAUUACCAAUUGAUGAUAUUGUUUAUGUGGACGAGCGAGUUUUUGUUUCGUUAUCAUCCGCAUCGCACAUUCAACUAAUUUAUUUCCAACGUUCCAGAGAAGGUAACUGGGAUAUGGAAAACUCGAAGAAGGUGCAACUCGACUUAAAGGCGAGAUUACGACCGAUGAUCGCGGUCGUGUCGAGAUUGUGUCUAGUAUCGGCUAAUUCAAUAUACCUCAUCAAUCCAUCAACCACUAAAAUUGAGAAAAAAGCUGAAGUGAGUUCGUAUCCAUCAGAGACAGUUUCGUGUAUGGCAUCGCAUGGAUCGACGAUAUUUGUAUCCAUGAAUAAAUCGAUCUCAGCGCUUCUCUGUUGUAAAAAUCGACUCUGGAUCGGCACAUCAGCGGGUAUCGUUCUCAAUACGAAUAUUGCAAGUACCAAAACAAACUGGACACCAACGUUUAAUGUAUGUAAAGCGGGUCACAUAGGUCCAUGUCGUUUUCUGACAGCUGUGUCAGUUUCGUCAUCGAUGAUGCUCUUCGAUAUGCGAAGACGGAGGAUGUCGUUGAAUGCUCCCUCAUUGCAUGAUCUCGAUCAGGUGGUCGUAAUAAGCGGUGGUGAAGGUUACAAUAAUAACGAUUCGGAGAUAAACGACGAGAAAACGUCCAUCGAUGACGCAGUUAAUCAUCUGCUUUUUUGGACUGCAUAA